AUGAACCUGGCUGUUUUUUUGUGCGCCUGCGUCUCUUGUGUGAACCUACGUUCUUUUUAUUUCUCUCCUACGUGUCUGGUUCAAUUUGUGUGUCUUUCUUUCUUCUGUAAUUCUACCUUGUUUCUGUCGCUGUUCGGUGUGUCCGGUUCUUCUCUUUCACCUCAUAUUGCGACCCCCACCUAUGUCUUCUUCUUGUCUUUUCUUUUGUUUCUUUAUCCCUCACUCUGUACGUUUGUCUCUCUUCUUCUAUUCUUUUGCAUUCACGCUCCCUCAUCUCUCUCUCUCUCUCUUUCUCUCUCUCUCUCUCUCUUUCAAUCAGUCUCGCUUUCACUCUCUUGCUCUCUCUUACGUUCGCUCUCUCACUCGCUCUCACUUUCUUGCUCUCUCCUACGUUUCGCUCCUUUACCUUCCCGCUUGCUUUUUCUUUCUUGCCUUUUCUCUCAUACUUUCUCCCUUAUCUUCUGUCUUAUUCUCUUUCACUAUUUCUCUCACAUUUUCUCUCUUCUACAUCCUUUGCCUCGUGCCGUCUUUAUUUUUAUCGUCUGCUUUGAUAUUUGGUAUCGAUUAUUCAUAAAAAUCACGUUACGGUAUUUUUUAAAUUUUUUUUUUCCUUUCCUUCGUUUCAAUAUCGAUUAUCUAACAAGAUCCUUUGUCUUUAUUCAGAUAAUUCAAUUCCUUCUAUUUUCACUAAUUCUUUCCCAUUCUUUGGUUUUUAUUCUGUUUCUUCGCCGGAAUAGUAACGUCCAUUCCUUGUCAAAGUUCUUUGUCCUUAUUGAGAAAAUCCAGUUUCUUAUAUAUUCCUUUUUGGGGCCCCAAUUCCUUGGCGUUCAAAACGUUUCUUCGUGGGAACAUGUUAGCACAAAUAUUCAUAUUUCUCUCACUGCUCUCUCUCUCUCUCACACACUCUCUCUCUCUCUCUCUCUCUCUCUCUCACUCUCUUUUCUCAUCUUUGCGCCUAUUUCUCAUUUUAAAUCUCUCUCUCUCUCUGUCUUUCAACCAUUUUGCGCCAAUUUCGCAUUCCAAAUCUCUCUCUCUCUCUCUCUCUCUCUCUCUCUUUCUGUACUUGACGAUCAGGUAAUAUCUUCCUCUUUGCACCUAUUUCAUAUUAUAAAUAACUUCUCUCUCUCUCUCUCUCUCUCUCUGUCGCUCAUUCUCUCUUUAUCUCACUCUCUUCUUAACUGUCUAUUAAUCUUGUCUUCUUCAUCUUUGCGCCUAAUUCUUAUUCCAAUUCCAUUUCUCUCACUGUCUAUCUCUCUCUAUUUUUUUCUCUCUCUCUCUCUUCACAGCGCCCACUUGUCGCUUAACAUCCGGGUUUUACAACUGCCAUUGUUUUCACUGUCCACCGCCGACAGUCAGCCAUUGUUUCUUCUCUCUCCUCUUCCCUCAUCCACUGACCGUUUUCUUUUUGUCGCUGACAUGUCCAUCAUCUUACUUUUGCUUUCAGAUUCCAGCCCCCAGUUCUUCCUCACGCUUUUCUUCCCCCUCUCUCCCUCUCUCUCUCCUUCUCUCUCUCUCUCUCUCUCCUUCUCUCUUUUUCCUAUUGUUUUCCCAUUCCAUUACUUUCCAUAUCAUCCUUCUUCAAUAGAUUCAGUAGAUAGAUUAUAA
Messenger RNA from Acanthosepion pharaonis, 1605 nucleotides. The record is from the annotation of a GenBank genome assembly. Lineage: Eukaryota; Metazoa; Mollusca; Cephalopoda; Sepiida; Sepiidae.